UAUGCGAGUGCUACGUUCUUUGAACACAGCAGCAACAAACAAAGAAAUGUGAUAAACGUCGACCUCAAAACACUACUCCCUCUGGCUGCUGUAUAUUUCAGUUUAAACGAAGAAAUUCUUGUUGCGAUUUCACCUAUCGCGUGCAACAGUGCCGUUGCGCCGCUAUGGAGGACGACGACCGCUCGCCGUGGUCGCUGCCACAGGACACGCGCAAUCACCAGGCGUGGCGCCCUGAGACGGAGUCGCGGGGGCAGCGAGAGGGCGAGUGGGCCCAGCUGACGGACGAGCAGGCCGACUGGUCGCUCGCCCAGCCGCUGCAGGCAGAGCCGGAGCUGUACAGUCGCCAAGACGUGUUCCGGAUGCCCGACGAGCAUGACGAGUUCCAAGCCGACCCGUACCAGCUGCAGGUUCCGCCUGACGGGCUGUACGACUGGCAGCCCGAAUCGCUGCGCGACCCGUCGUGCCCACAGCACGGCUACCAGCAGUACGGGUUUGCCGGCUACCCCGGCUACCAGGACUCGCAAGGCUACCAGACGGCGCUGAGCAGCCCGCUGUACGAGCACCAGCAAGACAGUGACAUCUUCUCCGACAGCCAGCCCGCUUUCCCCACAGACGACGACGGCUUGAAUAUCUGCCCGCUGGGUUCGGGCAUGUGCACCAGCCUGGACCAUGGCUUCCCUACCUGUCCGCCCAUUGAAGAUGAUGAUGACGACCACCCGCCGGGAUCUCAAGGCACCGAGUAGCUGGGCGAACUGAACGGCAGCGGGCAGCAUGCACCGCGACGUCAGUCCACACCAUCCACUACGUCUAUGACCUAAAAAGCUCUGUAGCGAAUGCUCAAUUCUUAUUAAAGCAAUAUCAUCAGAAAAUUAA
This is a messenger RNA of Schistocerca gregaria, 873 nucleotides long. RefSeq lists its product as uncharacterized. NCBI's taxonomy places the organism in Eukaryota, Metazoa, Arthropoda, Insecta, Orthoptera, Acrididae. Bases 165 to 743 code for a protein of 192 amino acids. The transcript has 4 exons. The record is from RefSeq and is a predicted model, not a curated record.